This is a messenger RNA of Phlebotomus papatasi, 495 nucleotides long. RefSeq names its product 60S ribosomal protein L34-like. The transcript has 3 exons. Gene Ontology annotation, molecular function: structural constituent of ribosome. Gene Ontology annotation, biological process: translation. Lineage: Eukaryota; Metazoa; Arthropoda; Insecta; Diptera; Psychodidae. The coding region runs from base 93 to 452 and encodes 119 amino acids. The record is from RefSeq and is a predicted model, not a curated record. Gene Ontology annotation, cellular component: ribosome.
ACAGCUGCGCUGAAUUUGGCUUUGAACUGCCAUGGUGACUUCCGCUGAGCCUCUUUCUUGUUGACAACGUGAAUACGUGAGCACUCAACAAAAUGGUUCAACGUUUGACCCUCAGACGCCGGUUGUCGUACAACACAAAGUCAAACAGGAGGCGUGUUGUUCGUACUCCUGGAGGACUUCUCGUCUAUCAGUACGUGAAGAAGCGACGCAAUGUGCCCAAGUGUGGUCAGUGCAAGGAGAAGCUAAAGGGUAUCCGGCCAACGCGCCCCAGCGAACGACCACGCAUCUCCAAGAGACAGAAAACCGUCCGCCGGACGUACGGAGGUGUUCUCUGCCACCGAUGCCUGCGGGAGCGCAUUGUCCGCGCAUUCCUCAUCGAGGAGCAGAAGAUAGUCGUGAAAGUGCUGAAGGCUCAAAAGGCAUCGCAAAAAGCUGCCGCGAAAGCCAAGUAAUCUGUAAAAUCCACGCUAAAUAAACCUCCACAAUAAUAGCAAA